CCAGAUUAAUACAAUCCUUCCCACGGCGGCCGUAGAUCCUAAUUAUUGAUCAGAUUAAAAUAAUCCUUCCCAUGGCGGCCGUAGAUCCUAAUUACUGAUCAGAUUAAAAUAAUCCUUCCCAUGGCGGCCGUAGAUUCUAAAUAUAAUUCUAAACGGUUUUGAAACUAUAAAUAGGAAACCCCUGCUCUGCCGCCGGAAUCUCACUUAUCUGUUGAUAUGGUGGGGCAAAUCAAAUCAAAAUCACCACAGUUUUAGCCUAAACACCGAAAAAGCAAGGAGCAAAGGCUCUGCCUUCAAAUGGAGGAAAAAGCUGGUCCAAGUGCAGUCAAUGUGUGGAACAUUGCUUGCGGGUCGGCUGUUCUUUAUCUUAUAAGUACUUUCUCUAAAACCCAUUUCAUUCCAGUCCAGAUUUCACGACACUUUGCCCUCCCAAAGCUGCUAAAAAACUUCAUAAACAUCGGAUAAUCUGGACAGAUUGUAAUGAAAAGGAAUUCGAGGAUUGGAUUCAGCCAAUAUGCAGCCUAGGGGGGCUACUCAUUUAGCAGAAGAUACAGCAGCGCUUUUAGUUCCCUUCAGAUCAGGGAAGCGAGAAUGGCAUAUAAAGAUGCUGCGUAUUCUUUCAUACUUGAUACUGGUAGGCUUUGGUGUAGUUAUUGGGGUGGUCGCAACCUUCCAUAUGACCAGAUAUUUAGGCGCCCAGAACAUGUUUAACCCACUUGGAAAGCCAUUGGCUUUCCCACAGGCUCAGCUAUCAUGUAAAAUGACUAGGGAUCGGUCGGGAUUAGAACAGUGGAUCAAGCCAAGCGAGUUAAUGCACAAUAUGAGCGAUAGCGAGCUUCUUUGGAGAGCUUCCCUGGCGCCCAGGAGAAAAGGGUAUCCCUUUCACAGGGUUCCCAAAGUGGCUUUCAUGUUUUUGACCAAGGGCCCAUUGCCGCUUAUUGCUUUGUGGGAAAAGUUUUUUCAUGGGUAUGAAGGAAUGUAUUCUAUUUACGUGCAUACGCUUCCUUCGUUUAAGCUCAAUGUCACCUCAAGGUCUCCUUUCUAUGGUCGGCAGAUUCCCAGUCAGGUUGUACGGUGGGGAGAUUCAAAUAUGGUUGAUGCAGAAAGGCGACUUCUUGCAAAUGCAUUACUUGAUUUUUCAAACGAAAGAUUUGUACUUUUAUCAGAAACUUGCAUCCCUGUAUUUAACUUCUCUACAGUUUAUGCUUAUUUGGUACAGUCCUAUCAUAGUUUUGUGCAUUCAUUUGAUGACCCAAGUCAAUAUGGAAGAGGGCGGUACAACAGGAACAUGGCACCAGAUAUAACAUUACGGCAAUGGAGAAAAGGGUCACAGUGGUUUGAAGUUAAUCGGAAACUAGCAGUUAAAAUAAUCUCUGACACCAAAUAUUAUCCUAUAUUCCAGACACAUUGCAGGCCAUCUUGCUAUGUUGAUGAGCAUUACAUUCCAACCUUGGUGAAUAUGCAACUUGGGUCAUUUAAUUCGAAUAGAAGCAUCACAUGGGUUGAUUGGUCAAGGGGUGGUUCUCAUCCAGCUAUGUUUGGAAAAGAGGACAUCACAGAAGAGUUCUUGAGGAAGAUUCGUAAUGCAAGGCAUUGCAUGCACAAUAGUCAGAAAUCUUCAAUAUGUUUCCUUUUUGCUCGUAAAUUUUCUCCAAGUGCACUGAAUGUUUUGUUGCAGAUGUCCUCCAAAGUUUUGGAAUUUAAUUGAAUUGAUGCUAAACAUGAUGUGCGAGUUGUCUGAUGGUAUUGAUUUGUACCAUCUACAACGGGCUUCUAUUUUGGUCUCCCCUUCAAAGUGUUCUGUAACUUGUUUGCUGAUCCAAAUUACUUCUUAGUAACAAGUCAGUAACUUCAAAUCCCUUCUAGGUGAUAUAUGCUUUAAUUCCACAUUAGAACCCAAUUUGACUUGGGUUUGAUUAUUUUACCGACAGCAACUAAUUGCUGAGGUUGUGUUGCUAAUUUAUACAUUCUUUGACUUUGAGCUUAAUAAGUUGCUUUAAAUUUGAAAAUUAUGCAUUCAGGGAUUGAUCUUUUAA
Molecule: messenger RNA, 2036 nt
Organism: Cryptomeria japonica (Japanese cedar)
Lineage: Eukaryota; Viridiplantae; Streptophyta; Pinopsida; Cupressales; Cupressaceae
Product: glycosyltransferase BC10
Exons: 2
Coding region: 515-1708 (397 amino acids)
Cellular component (GO): membrane
Molecular function (GO): glycosyltransferase activity
Source: RefSeq, a predicted model, not a curated record